UCAAAUUGGCGCUUUGCGGCCCCACAGCCCUCUGUCCUCCCCGCCCAGGGUUGGGGAGGGGGUCUCUCUGGGUAUUAAAAUCACCAUCCCCGCCUUCCUGCCCACACUGAGUCUCGGCGUCACCGUGAGACGUGCCGAGGCCCCGUAACUCUGCUGCCGGUUCCCGGGGUCCCUGCCCGCUUCGGGUGAAAAUCGCUCCCAAGUCCCUACCCUCGGCUAGUUCUGCUUUCGAUCCGGUGGAGGCCGCCGCGUCGUUUUCUUGUUAAAAUGCUUCACUCACCUCCCACUCCCCUGCCCCUGGUCCAGGAAGAGGUGAGGUGGGCUCUCUCUGUGGGGUUUGGUCAGGGCGGGGUCUGUGCCUUGAAGGCGAGAGUGAGUCCAGCCCAGAUCCCGCUGUGGCCCCGGAACGAGUGGGCGUCACAAGGAGGGCAGCGAGUUCUGAAGAAAAGGAAAACAAGGAAACAAAAAAUGCUCACUUGUUUGUCUCUGUGUACUCGACUCCCUCCUGUUGCAGUGUGCAGGAGAGAAUUUGUGUUUUGUACAUGUUGAGGGCCCUCCUCUGUGUGUGCUUGUGUCACAGGAAGAGGGUAUGUUAUUUUAAGCAUUAAACAGCGUAUUUUCAACAUUCAGGAUUCACUUCUCAAGACUGAUUUUAUUUGAGAAAGAAGCCCAAAGGAAGAGGAAAGAAAGAGCAGUCGGAAAUGACUCUUUCCCAGGUGCUGUUAACUUUCAGGGAUGUGGCCAUAGAAUUCUCUCAGGAGGAGUGGGAAUGCCUGGACCCUGCUCAGAGGGCCUUGUACAGGGACGUGAUGUUGGAGAACUACAGGAACCUGCUCUUCCUAGAUAUCUCUGCUAGAUGUGUGAUCAAGGAAUUAUCACCAAAAGAAGAUAUUAACAAAGGAGAAUUAUUCCAAGUAUUGAUGAUGGAAAGACACAAAAGAAAUGACAUCAAGGAUUUUAAUUUUGGGGAAGGUAAGCAAAAUAUGCAUGAGUUCGAGAAUCAGUGUGGAUAUUGUGGAACAAAUUACAAAGGAGUGACUACAGCCCACAACAAAAAGCUCACUGGUAGAAGAAAUCAACAGCAUAACAAAUCCUGGAAUAAUUUCCCUCUAAAGCAGAGUGUUUCUGUAAGAAAAAGUACUUAUCAAUAUAACGCACAUGAGAAGACAUAUUUAAGAUAUUUGUUAAAACUAAAAAAUAACAUAACUUGUGCGGGAAACAAGUAUAUGAAAUGUUUUGAAAAUAGGAUUGGAUUAAGAGUUCAGUCACAUUUGGAACUUCAGGAGUUCCAAAUUGAUGAGAAAAUUCAUGAAUGUAAUCAAGUUGAGAAGUUUAUUGACAAUAGUUAUUCUGCAUCAAAACUUCAAAGAAUUCCUCCUGGUGUCAACAUCAACAUUUGUAAUAAUUCUGGGAAAUUUUUUAUGUAUCCAUCAUUACUUACACAAUGCCAAAAAACACAUAUUAGUGAAAAGCCUUACAAAUGCAAUGCUUGUGGGAAGGCUUUUAGAGAAAGCUCAAGCCUCACUAGUCACCAGAGAAUUCAUUCUGGGCAGAGACCUUACAAAUGUAACGUGUGUGGCAAAGCCUUUACCCAAUUUGCAAACCUUACUAGACAUCAGAGAAUCCAUACCAGAGAGAAACCAUAUAAAUGUAAUAUAUGUGGCAAGGUCUGUAGUCAAAAUUCAAAUCUUGCAAGUCAUCAGAAAAUUCAUACUGGAGAGAGACCUUACAAAUGUAAUGAGUGUGGCAAAGCCUUCUCUGAGCGUUCAAGCCUUACUCUACAUAAGAGAAUCCAUACUGGAGAGAAACCUUAUAAAUGUAAUGAAUGUGGAAAGACUUUUAGAGUAAGCUCGAAUCUCACUAAUCAUCAGAGAAUUCAUUCUGGGCAGAGGCCUUACAAAUGUAAUGAGUGUGACAAAUCCUUUAACCGCACCUCACACCUCACUAGACACCAGAGAAUCCAUACCGGGGAGAAACCAUAUAAAUGUAAUGUGUGUGGCAAGGUCUGUAGUCAACAUUCAAAUCUUGUAAUUCAUCAGAGAAUUCAUACAGGAGAGAAACCUUACAAAUGUAAUGAAUGUGGCAAAGCCUUUAUGGAGCGUUCAAGCCUUACUCAACAUAAGAGAAUCCAUAGUGGAGAAAAGCCUUACAAAUGUAAGGAAUGUGGCAAAGCCUUUAACCAGUCCUCUAACCUUGUCAUACAUCAGAUAAUUCAUACUGGAGAGAAGCCAUAUAAAUGUGAUGCGUGUGGCAAAGCCUUUAAUGUGUGUUCAAGCCUUACCCGACAUCAGAGAAUCCAUACUGGGGAGAAGCCUUACAAAUGUAAUGAGUGUGACAAGGCCUUUACCCAAUUCGCAAACCUUACUAGACAUCAGAAAAUAAUUCAUAUUGGAGAGAAAACCGUAAAAUGUAUUGAAUGUGGCAAAGUCUUUAGACAAUGGUCUGACCUCAGGAUUCACCAAAGAAUUUAUAUUGUAGAGAAAUCUUAAAAAUGUAAUGAAUGUGAUAAAUUGUUUAACAGGUUCUCACAAUGGGCACAUCAGAUAAUUCAUACUAGAGAAAAAACCAACAUUUGUAAUAAAUAUGGGAAAGUUUUUAUGCAUCCUUCAUUGCUUACACAACACCAGAAAACACACAUUAGAGAAAAACCUUACAAAUGUAAUGAGUGUGGGAAGGCUUUUAGCCAUUGCUCAACCUUAGCUAAUCAUCAAAGAAUUCAUUCUGAUGAGAGACCUUACAAAUGUAUUGAUUGUGGCAGAGCUUUUAACAGGUUCUCAAACCUCACAAGGCAUCAGAGAAUUCAUACUGGAGAGAAACCAUAUAAAUGUAAUGUAUGUGGUAAGGAUUUUAUGAUACGUUCGCACCUUUGGAGUCAUGAGCGAAUUCAUACUGGAGAGAAACCUUACAAAUGUAAUGAGUGUGGCAAAGCCUUUUCUGAGCGUUCAAAUCUUGCUCAACAUAAGAGAAUCCAUACGGGAGAGAAACCUUACAAAUGUAAUGAAUGUGGUAAGAAUUUUACCACACGUUCACACCUUUGGGGUCAUGAGAGGAUUCAUACUGGAGAGAAACCUUACAAAUGUAAUGAGUGUGGCAAAGCCUUCACCGGGAGUUCAAAUCUUACUCAACAUAAGAAAAUUCAUACUGGAGAGAAACCAUAUAAAUGUACUGUAUGUGGCAAGGCCUUUAGUCAGAAUUCAAGCCUUAUAGUUCAUCAGAGAAUUCAUACUGGGGAGAAACCUUACAAAUGUCAUGAAUGUGGCAAAGCCUUUAAGCAGUACUCGAGCCUCAUGAAGCAUAAGAGGAUCCAUAUUGGACAGAAGACUUACAAUAGUAUUGAAUGUGACAAAGAUUUUAACCAGUCUGAAAAACUUCUGCAACAUCAGAGUAUUCAUACUCAGCAGGAAUCUUACAAAUGUAAGAAAUGUGGGAAAGUCUUUAGUCAAUCAUCAACUCUAAGUAGACACAAGAAAAUCCACACUGGAGAGAAAUCUUACAAAUGUAAUGCAUGUGACAGAGCCUUUAACGAGUGUACAAACCUUACUCGACAUAAGAGAAUUCAUACUGGAGAGAAACCUUAUAAAUGUAAUAAAUGUGGGAAAGCCUUUAACCAGUGCGCAAACCUUACUCGACAUCAGAGAAUUCAUACCGGAGAGAAACCUUAUAAAUGUAAUAAAUGUGGGAAAGCCUUUAACCAGUGCACAAACCUUAUUCGACAUCAGAGAAUUCAUAUUGGAGAGAAACCUUACAAAUGUAAAGAAUGUGGCAAAGCCUUUAACCGGUGCUCAAACCUUACUCAACAUCAGAGAACUCACACUGGAGAGAAACCUUAUAUAUGUAAAGAAUGUGGCAAAGCCUUUAACUGGAGCUACAGCCUUACUCAACAUCAGAGAACUCAUACUGGAGAGAAACCAUAUAAAUGUAAAGAAUGUGGCAAAGCCUUUAACUGGAGCUACAGCCUUACUCAACAUCAGAGAACUCAUACUGGAGAGAAACCAUAUAAAUGUAAAGAAUGUGGCAAAGCCUUUAACUGGAGCUACAGCCUUACUCAACAUCAGAGAACUCAUACUGGAGAGAAACCUUAUAAAUGUAAAGAAUGUGGCAAAGCCUUUAACUGGAGCCACAGCUUUACUCUACAUCAGAGAGUGCAUACUGGAGAGAAACCCUACAAAUAUAAUGAAUGUGGAAAGAAGUUUGUCCAAAUGUCAAAUCUUAUUGCACACGAGAGGAUCCAUAUUGGAGAGAAGACUUUCAAAUGUGGUGAAUGUGGCAAGGCUUUUAAUCAGUUUGAAAAUCUUACUAAACAUCAGAGUAUUCAUACUGGGGAAGAAACUUACAAAUGUAAUAAUUGUGGGAAAGUCUUUAGUCAAUCAUCAACUCUAAAUAGACAUAAGAAAAUCCAUACUGGAGAGAAAACUUACAAAUGUCACGAAUGUGGCAAAGCCUUUAACCAGUGCUCAAAACUUACUCAACAUAAGAGAUUUCAUACUGGAGAGAAACCAUACAAAUGUCAAGAAUGUGGCAAAGCCUUUAGUCACUGCUCAAAUCUUAUUAAACAUAGGAGAAUUUAUACUGGAGAGAAACCUUACAAAUGUAAAGAAUGUGGCAAAGCCUUGAACAACUGCUCAAAUCUUGUUAAACAUCAGAGAAUUCAUACAGGAGAGAAACCUUACAAAUGCAUAGAAUGUGGCAAAGCCUUUAACCAGUGCUCAAACCUUACUAAUCAUCAAAGAAUUCAUAAUGGAGAGAAGCCUUACAAAUGUAAAGAAUGUAACAAAGAAUUUAAAUGGAGUUACAGCCUUACUCAACAUAAGAGAACUCAUACUGGAGAGAAACCAUACAAAUGUGAAGAAUGUGGCAAAGCCUUUAGCCAGGGCUCAACACUUACUCAACAUCAGAGAAUUCAUACUGGAGAGAAACCUUACAAAUGUAAAGAAUGUGGCAAAGCCUUUAACCAGUGCUCAGAACUUAAUAAACAUCAAAGAAUUCAUACUGGAGAGAAACCUUAUAAAUGUAAUAAAUGUGGGAAAGCCUUUAACCAGUGCUCAAACCUUACUCAACAUCAGAGAAUUCAUACUGGAGAGAAACCUUACAAAUGUAAAGAAUGUGGCAAAGCCUUUAACAGGAGCUACAGCCUUACUCAACAUCAGAGAACUCAUACUGUAGAGAAACCUUAUAAAUGUAAAGCGUGUGGCAAAGCCUUUAACCAGUGCUCAAACCUUGCUCAACAUCAGAGAAUUCAUACUGGAGAGAAAUCUUAUAAAUGUAAAGAAUGUGGCAAAGCCUUUAACCAGUGCUCAAACCUUGCUCAUCAUCAGAGAAUACAUAGUGGAGUGAAACCAUACAAAUGUAAAGAAUGUGGCAAAGCCUUUUACUGGAGAUAUAGCCUUAUUCAACAUCAGAGAGUACAUACUGGAGAGAAACCUUACAAAUGUAAUGAAUGUGGAAAGACCUUUCUCCAAAAUAUACAGUUUAGAAAACACCAGAGAGUUCAUACUGGGGAAAAAAACUUUAAAGAUAAUUCCUUUGAAUGUAAGGAGUGCGGGAAGGCCUUUAGUCGUGGCUAUCAACUUACCCAACAUCAGAAAAUUCACACUGGUGAGAAACCCUAUGAAUGUAAAGAAUGUAAAAAGGCCUUUCGUUGGGGUAAUCAGCUUACUCAACAUCAGAAAAUUCAUACUGGUGAGAAACCUUAUGAAUGUAAGGACUGUGGGAAGGCCUUUCGAUGGGGCUCAAGCCUCGUUAUUCAUAAGAGAAUUCAUACAGGGGAGAAACCCUAUGAAUGUAAAGACUGUGGGAAGGCCUUUAGACGUGGUGAUGAACUCACUCAACAUCAGAGAUUUCACACUGGUGAGAAAGACUAUGAAUGCCAGGACUGUGGGAAGACUUUUAGCCGUGUGUAUAAACUAAUUCAACAUAAGAGAAUUCAUAGUGGUGAGAAACCCUAUGAAUGCAAAGACUGUGGGAAGGCCUUUAUUUGUGGCUCAAGCCUCGUUCAGCAUAAGAGAAUUCAUACCGGUGAAAAGCCCUAUGAAUGUCAAGAAUGUGGGAAGGCCUUUACUCGUGUCAAUUAUCUUACUCAACAUCAGAAGAUUCAUACUGGUGAGAAACCUCAUGAAUGUAAGGAAUGCGGGAAGGCCUUUCGUUGGGGUUCAAGUCUUGUUAAACAUGAGAGAAUUCAUACGGGUGAGAAGCCAUAUAAAUGUGCAGAAUGUGGGAAGGCCUUUAACUGUGGCUAUCACCUUACUCAACAUGAGAGAAUUCACACUGGUGAAACGCCUUAUAAAUGUAAGGAAUGUGGAAAGGCCUUUAUUUAUGGGUCAAGCCUUGUUAAACAUGAGAGAAUUCAUACAGGGGAGAAACCCUAUGAAUGUAAAGAAUGUGGGAAGGCCUUUAGUCACGGCCAUCAACUUACACAGCAUCAGAAAAUUCAUACUGGUGAGAAACCCUAUGAGUGUAAGGAAUGUGGAAAGGCAUGUAACCAUGUAAACCAUCUUAGGGAACAUCAGAGAAUCAUAAUGUUGAAAAACCUUUUGAAUACAAAGAAUGUACGAAAGCUUCUAUACAGCAUUCAUUCCUUCCACAACAUGAGGAACAUUCGUGAUAUAAAUUAACAUAAGAAAGCCUUCACUGGUCACUCUUCUGCUUAUAAAAUAUCAGAAUAGUCAUACUAGAGGCAAAUCUGGAGAAUGGGAAAGUCACCCCUAACGAUCACAACAUACUCAGUGUAGAUUUUUUUACUGGAUAGGUUAGUUUAAUGAAUGCAUAGAAGCUUUCCAGUACCAUUCCAUCUCUAUCACAUUUCAGAUUCAUUCUAGGGAAUAACUGUGCUGAUAUAUUGUCAGGAAGCCUUUUGUCAUGAUACAUACCCCACCUGUUAUCACCAUCCCACCUCUACUCCCUGUGAGACACUGGGCAAAUUACCUGUUACCACUGUGCAUCCUUUGUGAAGUGGGGAGAAUCACACCUAACACUGCUAUUGUGGUGGUUGUGUUUGGUACAUGUAAACUCCUUGAAAGUGUAUCUGAAAUAUUGUGUAAGCUCAAUAAAUAGUAGCUGCUGCUGUUGUUCUCAUCAUUACCACAUUGCUCUUAGGGAAUUAUUACAAGAAGAUCCCUAUGGGAGCAAUGAGUUUAGAAAAAACUAUCAAACUUCUAGAAGAAAAUGUAGAUUAUUGUCACAAUCUUGGGCUACACAGUGUUUCUUAGCAUACAAAAGACACGAAACAAAAAGUUAGUAAGUUGGAUUUUAUCAAAAGUACAAAGUUGUGUUCAUCAAAUGACACCAGGAAGAUAGUGAAAAAGCAGGAAGCAGAAGGAGAGAAGAUAUUCACUCUAUGUACACCUGACAAAGGACUCACAUAGAAAAUAUAAAGAAUCCUUCAAGUCAGCAAACAACAAAUCAAUUAAAGGAAGGGGAGGAGGUGGACUUGAAUAAGCACUAAAGAUCACCAAAUGCCAAUAAGUCAAUGAAAAUGUGUCCAGCAUCAUUACUCAUCGAGGCAAUGCAAAGUAAGACCACCAUGUGAUGUCGCUAGAUGCUCACCAGAAUGGCUAAAAUUAAAAUUGUGUAAGAACAGGUCUCUUUGUUGGACAUUCAAACAUGAGCUGUUCAGGAAGGAACUGGGCCAGCAAACUGGACCUCUACCAGAUCCUGGAGGUCCCGCAGCAGGGACAGGGGCAUGGUGUUCGAGGGAGGUGAGUGGACUUGUCCUGGGGAAGGAGCCAGGCCCAGGAUCGAGUAUUGGAAGAGUUGAGGGCAGUUAGACUUGGGAGAGACCUGAGCUGUCUUAAGAUAGGUCAGUCCUAGAGUGAAGGGAGUGGGUUGUCUUGGGGAAAGGACUAGACCCCAGGGCCGGCUUGGUGGCAUAGCAGUUAAGUGCACACGCUCUGCUUCGGCGGCCCG
Molecule: messenger RNA, 7902 nt
Organism: Diceros bicornis minor
Lineage: Eukaryota; Metazoa; Chordata; Mammalia; Perissodactyla; Rhinocerotidae
Product: zinc finger protein 208-like
Biological process (GO): regulation of DNA-templated transcription
Source: RefSeq, a predicted model, not a curated record